CAUAUACAAAACCCAUAGUUUCCUGGUAGAAGAGGAAGAGAACUCCAAAAGAAAAGAAAAUAAAAUAAAAGAAAAGAAAAGAAAAUAAAAUAAGCCGGUGCCUGCAGUGUAUGAGAUUAUGAUAACAGAAACAAGUCCAUAUGAUAACACGAACGAACCCAUAAGUACGUUACAACUGUGAACACAUGCACUAUUUAAAAGACAAAUCCACAGCAGAAUUAAUCAGUAGCGAAAUGGAUUCGACAGAUAGCAGUGCGAAAACAAAAUCUAAAGAAAUUGAACUGUGUUACGAUGACUAUCCCAAGAAGAGAAAGCGUCCUUCCCAAGUAGCGGUGGUUAUUCCCACCAUGGAAGAAUCCAAGGCCGCCGCGUCCUCCUCCUCCUCCUCCGCAACGCACGGUUCCAUAUCCGUGAUCGGGCGGCGACGCGCAAUGGAGGACGCCGUCAUGGUGUUUCCCGGCUUGGUGGCGGCGGGGCAGUGGUGUGGCGGUUAUGAUUUCUUCGCGGUUUACGACGGACACGGCGGGACGUUGGUGGCGAACGCUUGCCGCGACAGGCUACACCUGCUGUUGGCGGAUGAAGUGAGGGAGAACGCGAAGAAGGGAUUGGAUUGGUGCGAGGUUAUGUAUUCGUGUUUCAUGAAGAUGGACAAGGAGAUCGGAGUUGGUGGUAAGGCGAACGAUGACGGUGGCGGAAACACCACAGGUUCAACGGCGGCGGUUGUUGUCGUUGGGAAGAAGGAGAUUGUGGUGGCGAAUUGCGGUGACUCGAGGUCGGUGUUGUGCCGCGGCGGUGUAGCCAUAGCACUUUCGCGUGAUCAUAAGCCUGAUCGUUCAGAUGAAAGAGAGAGAAUAGAAGCUGCCGGUGGAAGAGUGAUUAACUGGAACGGAAGUCGUGUUUUGGGAGUUCUUGCAACUUCCAGAUCCAUAGGGGAUCAUUCGAUGAAACCUUUUGUGAUAUCUGAGCCAGAGACGAUGGUGUACGAGCGAACAGAGCGUGAUGAGUUUGUGGUGGUAGCAAGCGAUGGGUUAUGGGAUGUGGUGUCAAACAAGUUUGUUUGUGAGGUUGUACGAAGCUGCCUCCAUGGCCAAAUCAAGAGGAAUUUAAAAGAGGAGACUGUUGUAAGCAAUGCAACAGAAGCUGCAUCUUUGUUGGCAGAGUUGGCCAUGGCUCGUGGAAGCAAAGACAAUAUCAGUGUCAUAGUCAUCCAACUCAACAACACCACUUCAUCCUGAACUCCAUCUAUAGUAAACAACACAAGAAAGAGGAAGAGCGUCACUCAAGACAAUAAGGCAAAAGAAAGAGGUGGAGAUUUGCAAAUUACGACCUCGAGCUCAAGCCGUCCCCUCUCAGUUUUUAGUUCCUCAACUAGUUGAAGUUUUUUAUAUCUUCUUACCAAGCAUUUGUGCUGCAAGUGGUCUUCACGUAUCUAUAGAUAGAGAAAGCUUGCUUGAAUGGUU
Molecule: messenger RNA, 1460 nt
Organism: Vigna umbellata (rice bean)
Lineage: Eukaryota; Viridiplantae; Streptophyta; Magnoliopsida; Fabales; Fabaceae
Product: protein phosphatase 2C 51-like
Biological process (GO): protein dephosphorylation
Molecular function (GO): protein serine/threonine phosphatase activity; cation binding
Source: RefSeq, a predicted model, not a curated record